Molecule: messenger RNA, 10724 nt
Organism: Manis pentadactyla (Chinese pangolin)
Lineage: Eukaryota; Metazoa; Chordata; Mammalia; Pholidota; Manidae
Gene: ADRA1D
Product: adrenoceptor alpha 1D
Exons: 2
Coding region: 1-1716 (571 amino acids)
Biological process (GO): cell-cell signaling; phospholipase C-activating G protein-coupled receptor signaling pathway; positive regulation of cytosolic calcium ion concentration
Cellular component (GO): membrane
Molecular function (GO): alpha1-adrenergic receptor activity
Source: RefSeq, a predicted model, not a curated record
AUGACUUUCCGAGAUCUCCUGAGCGUCAGUUUCGAGAGACCCCGCCCGGAGAGCAGCGCCGGGGGCUCCAGCGCGGGCGGCGGCGGGGGCGGCGCGGGCGGCUCGGCCGCCUCGGAGGGCCCGGCGGUGGGCAGCGUGCCGGGGUCCGCGGGCGGCGGCGGCGGCGGCGUGGUGGGCGCGGGCGGCGGCGAGGACAACCGGACCUCCUCCGGGGAGCCUGGGGGCGCGGGCGCGGGUGGCGAGGUGAACGGCACGGCGGCCGUCGGGGGGCUGGUGGUGAGCGUGCAGGGCGUGGGCGUUGGCGUCUUCCUGGCCGCCUUCAUCCUCACCGCGGUGGCGGGCAACCUGCUCGUCAUCCUCUCUGUGGCCUGCAAUCGCCACCUGCAGACGGUCACCAACUAUUUCAUUGUGAACCUCGCCGUGGCUGACCUGCUGCUGAGCGCCACCGUGCUGCCCUUCUCGGCCACCAUGGAAGUUCUGGGCUUCUGGGCCUUCGGCAGGGCCUUCUGCGACGUGUGGGCCGCCGUGGACGUGCUGUGCUGCACGGCCUCCAUCCUCAGCCUCUGCACCAUCUCGGUGGACCGGUACGUGGGCGUGCGCCACUCGCUCAAGUACCCCGCCAUCAUGACCGAGCGCAAGGCAGCUGCCAUCCUGGCUCUGCUCUGGGCCGUAGCCCUCGUGGUGUCCGUGGGGCCGCUGCUGGGCUGGAAGGAGCCAGUGCCCCCUGACGAGCGCUUCUGCGGCAUCACGGAGGAGGUGGGCUACGCCGUCUUUUCCUCCGUUUGCUCCUUCUACCUGCCCAUGGCUGUCAUCAUUGUCAUGUAUUGCCGCGUGUACGUGGUGGCACGAAGCACCACACGCAGCCUCGAGGCAGGAGUUAAGCGAGAGCGAGGCAAGGCCUCCGAGGUGGUGCUGCGCAUUCACUGUCGCGGCGCCAGCACCGGCCCAGACGGGGCGCACGGCACGCGCAGUGCCAAGGGCCACACCUUACGCAGUUCCCUGUCCGUGCGGCUACUCAAGUUCUCCCGUGAGAAGAAGGCGGCCAAGACGCUGGCCAUCGUCGUGGGUGUCUUUGUGCUCUGCUGGUUCCCGUUUUUCUUCGUCCUGCCUCUCGGCUCCCUGUUCCCGCAGCUGAAGCCCUCCGAGAGCGUUUUCAAGGUUAUCUUCUGGCUGGGCUACUUCAACAGCUGCGUGAACCCGCUCAUCUACCCGUGCUCCAGCCGCGAGUUCAAGCGCGCCUUCCUCCGCCUCCUACGCUGCCAGUGCCGCCGGCGCCGGCGUCGGCGCCCCCUCUGGCGCGUCUACGGCCACCACUGGCGGGCCUCGCCCGGCGGCCUGCGCCCCGACUGCGCCUCCGGCCGGGACGCUGCGCCCCCCGGGGCCCCGCUGGCCCUCACCGCGCCCUCGGCCCCAGGCUUCCCCGGCACGCCCGAGGGGCAGGGUCCAGUCGCCGGCCGUCGAAAGCCUCCCUGCGCCUUCCGCGAGUGGAGGCUGCUCUGGCCGUUGCGGAGACCCACCACCCAGCUGCGUGCCAAGGUCUCCAGCCUGUCGCAUAAGAUCCGCGCCGGGAGCGCGCAGCGCGCAGAGGCCUCGUACAGCCUACGCGCCGAGGUGGAAGCGGUGUCCCUAGGCGUCCCGCACGAAGUGGCGGAGGGCGCCACCUGCCAGGCCUACGAAUUGGCCGACUAUGGCAACCUCCGGGAGACUGAUAUUUAAGGACCCCUGCGCAGGGCUGUGGAGUGUGCUGGGAAGGGGCGUGGGAGGGAGGCCGGCUUUGUCCAGGAGGCCAGGUGGAUCUGGAGCCCAGACACUGAUGGAGCGGCUGCUCUGUGGUGUCCCUGAGAAACUAUGACGGGAGUAGAGCCCUUGAAGGGUGAAAAGUUGUGGGCUCCCUCCUGGACAAAGGCCCGGAGCGCCUUUCAAAGGGAGGGGCUGCGGGCUCCAUGGGGCCAUUUGCUCCCAGUCCCUGCGUAAGAAACACUGCCCCAUCCAUGUCCUGAUUCCUGGGCAGACAGCCCCAAGUAUGGCCAGGCAGGCCUGCCCUCCUCUUGGGGAGAAAAGGGCACAGAGGCCCUACCCGGCUGCCCCCAGUGCCUCCCCUAGGGAAAAAGUCAGUGGGUCCGGGGCUUCUCAAUGGACACCAUUUCUCCUUACUGCCGCCUGAAGGAAUGGGUGGACCUGCCACUGCCACCCACAGCUUUGGCAGCAGAUUGGAUAACCAUCCUAGAAGCCUGUUGUAUUUGCGGUGGGCCCACUCUCCCUACCCAGGUUCCUCCAUGCACACCCCCUCGCCUGGCCCAGUCCCCUGUUCUGUGCCCCCAGGGGCCUUACUGUUUACACUCUGUACAUAGCUCCUCAUGCCUGUGCCCAUGACUUCUGGCUGGGAUCCGGAGCCUUCAAAUGGGGAGAGCUUUGUUUGUCAUUUUGAGACAUAUUUAUUGGUAAGAGUACUUCUAUUUUGUCCAACUGUGUAAACUGUCCCUCUUUAGCUUAUAACCCAUAAAGAACCUUUUUUUUUUUUCUAAAAUCCUUCAAGUACUAAAGGCCCACAACAGGACAGAUUGGUUCUGCGCUCACCUUCCUGGUUUCAACUCAACUGUCUCUCUAACUGAUGGCUGCUGUCCUUUAGGACUUUAAGCAUGACUAAAGGACGCAAGGGUUUUAUGGGCUUUUAAGUUCCACAUUAUUAGUCUUAGGAAUCAAACAGUAAUCAGAAGCACACAUUUUUGCUUUUUCAGUCCCUGUAAUGUAUCUGUGAUGCUCUGAGGGCCUCAGUGAGGGAGGUGACCAUCAGUUAAAUGGGUGAAACAUGACAUGAAGAAAUACCGAGCCCAAGAAGACAGGUGUACAUGGUGAAGGAAGGGACACCUACCUGGGAACCAUGCUCGUUAGCUUUGAGUAAAAUAUUCAGCACAUGUCACAUUCCCAAGACAUGGCGCAUGGUUCAGUCUUCAGCUGGAUGUCAAUCACUUACAUCCAGCCAGCACAGGAGUGAUGACUGUGGCCCAGCAGACCCUUGGAAGGAGAGCUGGUUAGACAAUAUCCUGGGGUGUCUGGAGUAGGAUAUUCUGAAACUGGAAGAGCCAGCUACUGGGGUCAAUGUGGACCAGUAUUUGGAGUCAAAAGUUUCCAUCCUGUCCUGGGGAGGUAGUCUGCAUGAAAGGUCACAAUUUCAGACCUGUUCACCCCAAUUUUAAAAGGUAAAAAGGCAGUCAAAAUUGGGGUUCAGGAGAAGACUUUUCACACUGAGGGUCCACAGCAGGUCCUGGACUUUUGGGCCUGGCAUCCCAUCUGUGGCAUAGGAAGGGCAGUUGAAGACAGGUGCUUGGAGCAUGUUGCACAUCCCAAAGAGGGUCCUACUUUGCCACACAUCAGCCAUCCUAAAAACUGGGGACACUGGAGGACAGCCCUUGCCAUCUUCUCACAGAGCUAGAGACCAUCUCUGUCAAAUGUGGCCAGCAUGGGACAGCCCCCAGCAUCAGAGGGUCACACACUGGGCUCCUGGACAGGGAUUCAACAGCAGUGGAGGGUCUCUGAGCAGGAUGGAUGUGGCCUGCCAUGUUUCAGGGCAAUUGGUCCCGCAGGAGGUCAACAGUGGGGGCAAGGGAGCAGGGUGUGGAGGGAGCCUUCAUCAGGAGGACUUUAGGAGUCCUUCCCUGCUCUGGAUAACCCAGCAGGCAUGGAAGCAAGCCUCAGCUCCUGUCUUCUGGGCACAGGGUUCCUCUGCACACGGCUGUCUCCUCUUGUACUGCCACACCAAGUACGAAGCCUUCAGGAGAUGGGAAAGGGCAGCCGAGCCCUCAAAGAGGCUGUGCUACAGCCGGGACAUCCAGGAGUAUGGUUCUAGUCAUCCAUAAAGCACUGAGCUACUGACCUUGGCCUCAGGAUGUGCCAAAGGGUCACAGAGUGGCCAAGAGGAAGGGAGGGAAUAGCAACAGCCCUCUGGAGGAGGGAGCCUCUUGCAAAUGGUUUGGGGCCAUCUGCAAGAAGUGCAGUCACUGCACUAUUUCCUGAGUCCUCAGCUGCCUCAGCCCCAAGCCUGGCCCACACAUCUGAUUAAAGAGACCUUUAUAUGCACCUGAAGCGCAUAUUUAAAAAUGGAGCUGUUGUCUGCAGAGGCCCCUGUGCAAUGUCAAGGUAACAGGGAGAGAGAAAGACUCAGCACCCAUCAAAAUGAGAGUAGGACUUUGUCUGCACAGUCCUCAAGGGAUGGGGUGUGGCCUGUGGGAGUUUGUGAAUAGGAAAAGAGAUGGUCCUAUAAGAUGUGCCAGAGACAGAGCAAGCCUCCAAGGACACUGGCAUUUGCCCAAGCCUCCCUGCCCCCCACCUUAGAAAGCCUCUUUCCUGCUUCCCACCCAAGGCCCCAGCCCAGUCUGUCUGCCCUCCCUCUUGAGCUGGGCUCUGGCCACCCAUCUUGCCUUGCUUCCCACACUCUUUCAGGGACCUCUGUCCCCACUAUCCCCCAGGGCUGCUUUUGCAAGUCACCUGGGACCUUUCAUUUCCCCCAUCUCCUCCCCUGUCUCUGCUGCACUCCCUCCUGGUGGCCACCCCUGCGUGCUGGAAAUGUUCCUCUCCCUGCCCAAGCCACGCCCCUGGGAUCUCUGCUGCUCCCCUGACCACACUUUCUCUGCCUCCUGCGCAGGCGCCUCUCUCUGCCCUUAAACGUCCCCCAGUGUUCUCAUUUUCUUUUUCUCAACUGUCCACACCAUCUCAUCCUUUCCAAAUCAUUGCACUGACCACUUGUACAAAACUGGCUUGCAGGGGUCUGUCUCUCAUUCCAGCCACGUGCCUUCACCCUCCCUGUGGAUGACCCCCAGCCCACCUGCCUCCUGCAAAGCUGUCACCUCCACGCCAUGUGGGCGUGACAAGGCCACGGGUGCUGAGGCUGCAGGCUCCCAGAGGCCCUGCCCCUGCCCACCCUCUUCCCUCUCCAUCAUCUUCCCAAGGUCUCUUUCCCAGAUGCCCUGCUCAGAACUAAGCCCUGAGCAUCCCCCAGCCCCCUAGGAAGCUUGCUUGCUCCAAGGCCAUCCUGGCUUAGAGUCCACUGUUGAGCCCAUACCUGCAUCCAUCACAGUGAAGUGGACUCUCUGUCCCCAGAGCUGCUCAAAGCCAGUGUGAGUGUUUAUUAAAUCCUGGAUUGAUGGAGUUGGCCCACCAACCCUUCCUGGGACACUGUCCCGUUGCUCACCUGGUGACUGGCUCGACAUCACAUCUUUGCGAAGCCCCCACCCCCACUGGUCCCACCAGUCCUCACGGGACUAGAACCUGUAUUGUCCCCCACCCAUAGAGGCAGCGGUGCCCUGAACACGUGCUCCAUGGACCCUCCAGCCCACCCACCCCUCCCACUUGGAGCCCCACUCCCUAAAGACUUUUCCCCUGACCCCCUACCACAAACCAUAGUCCCUCUUGCUCCAGGCGCUGACAGGUCCUGGGGAAAGGUUUGGGACCUCAGUCACCCUCUCCUCAGUGACCUGUCAUAGCUCUGACUCCCCAGUGCCCCCCUGACCCUGUUUCUAUUCCCAUCCUGUUACACCCCCAGGGGGUUUCAUGUUCACCGUCUACUUGGAAAGAAUCUCCUUUUUUUCUCCAUCUUGUGGCUCCAGUGAAGCACAAAACCAGAUGCUUGUAAAGGCUAAACCGGUCCUGCAGCCUCUGCUCGGAAUAGCUCUCUGGAGAGUCCGGGGGACCCAGGUGGUGGGGCCUUUGGGAAGGGGGCCGGGCUGGGCUGGCAUUUCUUCCCUCCCACCCAGCCCUUGGCAGGAGUAGGGCAACAAAGAGAAUGCUGAACAGGUCCCUGGCCCACAUUCUCAAAACUGCUCUGGGGGAAAAUGAAGCAAGAAUUACAGGGUGCAUUUGGAAUCAAGAAAAAAUCCCAGGAACUGUGGCCAUGACGGUCGAGCUUUCAGAGCCAGGAGCCAGAGGGAGGGAUGCACUGCAGGCAGCUGCUCGGACCUCACCGGUGACAUCUGUGGGUGUACCUUCCAGGGACUUGCCAUCCAUGUGGCCCCCCCCAAUGCUGCUUGCAUCUGCCUCUUUUUGUCCUGCCAGAAACCAAAGAAGGAAUCCUGGUUCCCAUUGCUGGGAGAGACCCAGAUUGGUCCCAUUCAUCUUUUGAGCCAUGUCACAGAGGUCAUUGGUCACUGGUGAGCCUAUGGAUUGGUUAGUUUGGGGACAAGUCUGAACAGGUGGACAAGCAGAUGGGCAUGGCAUGGAUCAUGUGAUAUAAAACACAGCUGUCUGGGUACCUAUGCCUGUGGGUGGAGUAAUUCUCCUAGAAGGGGAAGGGGCAAUUCAGAUAAUGACAGACAUCUCGAGCACGCUGGAUGGGUUAAGAACGCAGCUGCAAGUAAUAAGGAAGCUGAUCAAUAGCUGCCUAACCAGGGCACAGUAAUUUUUCACAUCAUAAGUUGCAAGGUAGAUGGUUGCUGGCAUUGUCUGUCACAGGCCCAAUCUAUCUUCCCUUCCUAUAUUUUUGUUUGUUGACUUUUGCCCUCUUGGUUGCCUCAUCAUGAUCAAUGGCUCCAUAAUUCACAUUCUUAUUCAAGGCAGAGACAAAAGACGAAAGGUCUGGGCUGUAGCAUGUGCCUCCUUUUACUGAGCUAAUGAAAGCUUGUGCAGAACCACCUCUCCUCCGCACGCCUUCCCUUAGGGACCAGGACCACCUUGCAAGGGAGACUGGUAAAAUACAAAACAGGAUGGAGUGAUUGACUGGGAGCAGAGGACUGCAGAGUGGGCUGCAUCCAGCCCUCCACCUUUUUGUACAGCCCACGAACUCAGAUUGGGGUAGGGGGGAGUCAAAAGAAAAAUUUUAACAGAAUUCAUGAUGGAAAAAUUUUAAGAAAGCUCCUUCUUGGUUUGCACUGCCUAAGUUUACUAGCUUGCCCUUUACAGAAAGUUUGCUGACCCUUGCUUUAGGGCAAUGUGGUUCAUUGGGCACAUUGGGCACAUUGCUGACCUGAACAAAAUCAGGAUGCUGGCAGCCUGAAGGAGCAGAGAAUGGAUAUGGGGCAGGUAGCUCGCAGUGUCUGCUACCUAUGCCAAGCAACACAUUUCAAGCCUGCAUCCAGUUAUCUAACCUGCAACCGCAUAAGGUAAGGGUUUCUUUCCCCUCUCCAGGAACCUGACACAAAAAGGUUUUCUAGAAGCCCUAGACAUCUUUGUAGACUGACCAAAUGUGCAGCAUUUUGAAAGAGACCUAUGAAAAGGAAAAGGAGACGCCAGAAAAUAUCUGGGUGGCUGUGUCCCGAAAGGCUCCAUGGGGUAUUUUGCUCAACGAACUUGCCCCCAGCCAAGGUGCUAGUCCUCAGUAUUAACAGGUCAAGAAAAUGAGACUAGUCAGUGCUCCAGUUCCUGUCUCAGAUAUGCUGACACAGCUUAACACACUAGGAUGUAAAUUUCAUAAGCCCAAAGCCAAUGUGCUAAUUUUUAGUGGGAAAUACAGCUUAACUAUUAUGCAAACCAAUGUCCUCAGGAUGACAAAUGAUAGGAAGCCAAACUGUGGUCUGAAAGCCCAUUAGUGAGUUCAGAGGCAGAGCCAGGAAGUAAAUAGGAGUUUAUUUAGUGCACAAGGCAUGGGGCCUGGUUCCUAGUUCAGAGCUUUACCUCACUGUACGUCCUGCCUCUGUUUCCAUGGCACAUCCUUCUCCACCCUCCCAUCUACAUGACUCAGCCUUCGUCCUACCCUGUGCCUUUAAGUUCACUUUACUUGUCUCUAAUCCCAUCCAUCCUGGGUCCAUUUCAGAGUGGAACCCUCAGAAGAACCAUAGUGUCCAAGCCAUUUAGGACACUUCUUAUGGUCUCCCUAGUGGGCAAGCCUACCAGUGUCAGAUGCCUGGUCUCCUGCAGAUUAGGCAAGCAGUUGGCGUUCCUCCAACUCAGGUGUGAACUGCACCUGCCCAAGUGGAUUGUCUUCUGACACCUUUCAACCACCCAGAACCCUCCAGCCAAUAACAAAUGGCCAGGUGAUGGUCACUGAACAAUGCAGGCUUUGAUAAUAUUCACUGAGCACCUACUAUCUGCCCAGUAGGUGGGGAUACUUCCAUGUACAAGAGAAAAAAAGCUCCACCUCCAUGGUUCUCAUUUUGGGACAGGAAUGAUAGGUAAUCAACAACAUAAACAAAAUAUAAGUAGACGGUGAUAAGCAAAAAAAAAAAAGUAGAGAAAGAGAAUAGGAAGUAUUGGGGAUGGGGAGAUUGUACUUUUAGACAGAGUAUCCAGGGAAGUUCUUCGGUAGAAGGUAAUGUGUGAAGAUUGUAAGGGAGUAAAUUGUAUAGAUCUCUGGGGAAAAGCAUUCCAGGCAGAGGGAACAGCAGGUGCAAAACACCUGCCUUAGGAAAGGACCUGGUGUGUUCAAAGAUUAGCUAAUGCAUACUCCAGGGAACUGAAUCCUUUGGCCCAUUCCUGCCAGGCUUCUUUGCUGGGCCUGAGUCACCUGUGUGCCCUGGGUGGCUUCCAGUCAAUGGGUCCAUUGCUCACUGUAUAACUUGUGCCUAGAAAUACCCUUCUUGGGCUGGGUGACUCCCCCAAAGAGAGGUGUAUCAGUCAGCUGUUGCCAUGAUAAUGCUGCAAAACAAGCCACCCUUAAGUUCCCAGCUUAUAAGAGCAAGCAUCUGUUUAUUUUGCUUAUGUGUCUGUCUGCAGGUCCUAGAUUUGCUGACAGUUUCCAUGGGCUCAGAUCUUUUCCCCUCUUCUCCAUAUUCUCCUUGAAAAAUCAGCUAUCAGUGGAAUGUUCCUCUCAUAACAAAUGGGAAGUACAAAACUGUGAAAAUAUGUUUAAAGCUUCUGCUCAUAUCAUAUCAUGCCUGUUUGCAUUCCAGUUGGCCAAAAUAAUUUCAGCUGGCGAGGCUCAAGGUCAAUGGGGCAAGAAAAUAUACUCUGCUUCCAGAAGGAAAGUGACUGAAUAUUUGCUGAAUAAUCUUCUAAUCUGUCACAGGGAGCUGGGUUGGGACUUCAACUUAUGAAUUUGGGGAGAACACAACUCAGUUCAUAAUAACCUCUUUAGUGGGAGGAGAUGCAAGGCCACGUGGCAAAGCACGUGGUCACAGGAAGGAGCAAAGAGCUGAGGUCACUUUUGCCAUCACCUACCACAAAUGGCAGCACCAAUCUGGCUCCUGCCCUGAGCUAGAACAAGCACGGGUCCCGACUGGACCACCCACUCCUACGGCCUGGAACAAGGACCCCACCUCACCAAGCCCUAGGUUUCCUCCUCUGUCACUGGGGCCCAGCUCACACUCUUUUGUGAGAAUCAAGUAAGAUCCUGUUGUAUAUGUGCUAUGAAGUUUAGAAAGAGCUACAGGGAGAGACUGGUUUUCUAACCUAAAUAGGGACAUCACUCAGGCAUAAAGGCAAGAGGCAAAUAUUUCCAAACCUGGUCAAUGUAACUACAAUGAAAAAGAACACAUUGGAAAGAAAAAGGGGAUAUAAAUAAAGUCACAAGAGAGAAUACCAUGAACAAUUUUAGACCAGUAAGUAUUUAAACCAACAUCAGAAGGUCAAUUUUCUAAGAAAGUACAAACUGCCAAAUUUGCAUCUUCCCCGCAAAACUGGAAAAUCUUAACAGAACGCUAAUCAUAAAAGAAAUUAAAACAAUAGUCAGAGAUCCCCUUCCAAGAAAAAGAGCAGUAAGUCCAGCCAGCUUUACAAGUAAAUUCUUCAAAUCUUGGGGAAACAGAUACUUAACCGUUUAUACAUACUUUCUCUAUAUAUAGUAAAAAGAUGUAAAUCUACCCAAAUUAUUUUAAAAGCCCAAGGGCAGGGAGUGGGAAAAGCCCUAGAAAUCCAAUAGAAAAAAAAAUCUUGGGUAACUUGUAGAUUCAAAAGCCUAAAUAAAUAUUUGAACAUCCAGCAAUAUAUUAAAAUAAUAAUAUAUCAUGACCAGUAUGGUGGAUGGUAUUAUCAUCAAAACAUUUGCUUUGUCAAAGUGCCCCAACCUGCUGGGCACUUUUCUGCAGGAGAAUUAAAUGUCUAUUCACUGAUAUCAAGCACAGCAAUGACUUGCUUCGACCAGUGGAAUGUGAUUAGAAGAAACAUAUGCCAUUUCUGCGCAGAAACAUUAAGAUGUUCCAGUGUAUCUCUCUUUUGCAACUACCAUGAGAUGCUCCACCAGCGAGGGUCCUAGAAUUAAGAAGACAUGAAAUCAAUCUUCAGUGUUCAUGUGACAUGAGCAAGAAAUCAACUUCUCUUGUCACUUGCCAAGAUUGGGGGAUUGACUGUUACCAGAACAGAAUGUAGCCUAAGCUGACUGUCCUAAUACAAGGAAAACAUUAGAAAUGUUAUCAAUGUAAUUAACACAUUAACAGAUAAAAGAAGAAAUACCCAGUGAUAAUCUCAAUAGAUGCAGAAAAGCAUUUUGAUAAAAUUCCAUAUUCAUUUGUAAUAAAAUGUUUACAAAUUAGAUACAGAAGGGAAUUUCUUUAUCCUGUUAAAAGGUAUCCACCAGAAACCUAGGGCAAAUAGUAUGCUUAUUAGGAACUUUAGAAGCAUUCCAAUUAAAGUCAGGAACAAGGCUAUGGUCUCCAUGUCACUCAUUUAGUCAACAGUGUAUUUUAUGCAGUAACUAUAUUUAAUGCAGUAAGAAAGAGGGAAAAAAAUGACUGGUAUAUUGACAGUAAAGAAAUAUGACUAUCAGACUUUGCAGGAUCAUCUAACGAGUAAUAUUGUGAUAACCUGCCAAAAUGAAAAAUAAGCAUAGAUCUGAACUCCUGCCUCAUACCACAAGUCCACUA